Durio zibethinus is the source of this 3969-nucleotide messenger RNA. RefSeq lists its product as uncharacterized. The record is from RefSeq and is a predicted model, not a curated record. Lineage: Eukaryota; Viridiplantae; Streptophyta; Magnoliopsida; Malvales; Malvaceae.
UUAUGGUCACAGAAUGUCAAUGUCACACAAAAAGGAAGCGGAAUAAGGCAAAUGUUCUGCCACUUUAGUGAAAUAUAUCAAUUAGGCUGACAGGGGACCCGACUCAGGCUUUUGCUUUAAGCAAAUACCAAUGAAGUAACCAUUUCAUCAACUGCUGUAACACCCUGGCAGUCUCACAGAAUCAAGCUGUACUCAAAUGUUUAUAGUCACUUGCAUGUGAAUAUCACCUUCAUCAUCAUCAUAAUGGGCUUGGUGAAUUGAACAUGGGAAAUGAAAUGGGGAAUAACAACACAUCUGGAUUGCGACAAGAAGAUUACUCAGCCCAGGAAAAAUCUCAGCAAGAAGUUGCUCAUGCAGAUGAUUUGAAAGGACAAAAUCAUUUAGUUCCAGCAACUCAAGAUCUUAACAGUGAUGACCAAAAAACAGAUGAUAAAGAAGAAGAUGACAUGACAACUGAAGGCAAGAAAUCUCUGCAAGAUGAUGACAAGGGACAAAAUCAUGAAGAUAUAUAUGUAAAUGAAAAAGAGACAGGUUUGGCUUCUAUUAAUCAGGAGGGAGAGGCAGAACUUCAUGAUGACAACCGGAAUCAGGAUGAGAAAGAACAAGAUUACAACAUGACUCCUGAAGCCAAGGAAAAAUCUCUCCAGGAAGCUGCUUACGCAGAUGAAGCUGAAGAACAAGAUCAUUUAGUUCCUUCAGCGGAAGAUAAAAGUACUAAUGGAAAUGAGACAGAGUUGGCUUCUAGUGAACCUGAUGGAAUGGCAUCUUCUAAUGUUGAAAACCAGAAGCAGGAUGAGAAAGAAAAAGAGAAUAGUACAAAAGCAGAAGAAAUACCCUUGCAAGAAGCCGCUAGUACAGUUGAAACAAAUGCAGAAGCUCACAUAGUUCCUCCAGCUGGAGAUGAAAGUACUCAUGGAAUUGAAACAGGGUUGGUUUCGAGUGAUCAUGAUGGAAGGGCGUGUCCUAGUGUUGACAACCAGAAACAGGAUGAGAAAGAAGAAGAUUUUAACAUAAAUGAUGAAGCCAAGGAAAAAUCCUCACAAGAAGCUGCUAGCAAAGAUGUAGUAGAAAGACAAGAUCAUCUGCUUCCUGCAUUUGAAGAUAAAAAUUCUCAUGGAAAUGAAACAGGGUUGAUUUCUAGUGAUCCUGAGGGAACAGAUCCUCACUGUGACAAUAGAAAACAGCAGGAGAAAGACGAGGACAACACGGAUGCAGAACUACUGCCAAAAGAUGAUCAUGAGGAUGAUAUUGAAGAAAAAAAUCUAACAAUUCCUACAGCUGAAGGUGAGGAUUGUAGUAUAAACACAGAGGCAGAGGCAGAAUUGGGUUCUGGUGACCCACUGGUGGUAGGAGAUGCUCUUGAUGACCAAACAAUAGAAGGGCGAGAACAAGGAAGAACUGAACUUCAUCCUCCAGAUGAGUCUACAAAAGUUGAAGAAAAACCAAGUGAAGCGUUCAAUGAAGGCUGCGAAACCCAACCGGCUUCUUCAUCCAAAAACUUGGGAGAUCAUGAGAUACAAAAGGAAUCAAGUUUCAGGGAGAAUCUAUCUGGAACAAGGCAUCAUUUUGAGAAUCAGAAUUCCAUGAUGAAAGAGGAUGAGGGGACUAGAAAUGCAAUUCCUGAUGCAGCAUCUUCUACUUCAGAUGAUUCAGUACCUCAAGAACCUGCAGUUCUAGAGCCUGAAGAACAUGAAUUGGCCAAAAUCCACACUAAGCAACUGGUACAAGUGUGCAAUGGGCCACUACAAAGUGAGGAAAUGAUCAUACCAUCUUUAACAUGCCAAGAUCAGGAAAAUGGUUUCAUUUUGGAUUCUAGCAUAUCAACUGAUAUGGUCGAGUCUCCUGAUCCCAGUCUGGAGGUUGAAAAGGAAAGAGAUGACUUUUUGGUGAAAGAGAUGGCAGCCAAAAAAGUGGCCAGUGAAGAGAAAUUUGAACUUAAAGAUGGGGAUGAGGUUGGGAAUUAUCAUUUAGGAAAUAUAACCACAAUAACGACAGAUUUGCCUAAUGGAGUUGGAGCAAAAUGCAAUGAAGAGUUUCCAAGUGAGAUGAACUCAAUGAAAAAUGAUUCUCCUGAAUCACAAUUAGAAGCUUAUCUGUCAGGUGAGACACUGAAGUUUUUAGUGGAAGUUUCUAAAACUGAAGAGAAAGGCAUAGUUCUUAGUCAGAAAGCAACAUUGGUAAAGAAAGAAUCAGAAAACGAAUAUAGCAAGUAUUUUCAUUUGCAAAUUCAAUCUGGAGAGGAGUCAAUUGAAAAAUUAGAUGUCCAAGGAUCUGAGGAAGGAUCAAAUAUUGAUGAGCAAAAUGCCUCUCCACCACAGUUCGUGAUGAAUGGUUGUCAGAACGAGGAAAAAAGAUGUCUGCUGGAACAACAAAAGGACACACAAAAAGUUCAGUUGGUCACUGACCCUGCUGUCAUUUCUGCAGAUAUUUUUCUCACGGAUCAAAAAUACAAUGAAGAAGAUUCAGAAGAAAAGAAAAUGGUCGAAGCAAUGGACAAAAAAAUCGAAGAUUCAAAACCCAUUGGAAAUGAUACACCAAGUAGAGAAAAUGAAGUACAAUUUAUAUCUCGCUCACAUCCCAUAGAACAAGCAGAGGCAUUUUUUAGCCCAUCUCCUUUUCUCCAUGUUUUGACCGAGAAGAAGAAACAUGACAGUUACGCGGAAUGCAAGAAAGUUCAGAAUAGCAACGAGUCCAUGGCAGAAGUAAUCCAAGAAAGUUCUGGUGAGUAUUCUACCACUGAAGCUUCUUCUUUUGCGAACCAAAACUUGACAGAGAAAAAUGUAGUUUCCAUAGUUGAAUUGACUGGUCAGAAACCUCUAUGGGAUCUCUCAGAAUGUCCAAAACCAACUGCAGUGAUAAUGGCGGAGACUAUGCCUUCAUUAAAACAGUCUAGUCAACAAUGUGCAAUUGUUGAAACACCUGCUAUUGCUAAUGGUGAAUAUUACCAACAAGAAAGUGUGGGAAGGUUCAGCACUGAAUCGAAUCCUGAUAACAUGAGCAUUCAUGCUCAAAUGAGGAAAUCCCCGAGCUUUGAUCUUGAUCUCCGAAAUGAUGCAAGAGCAGAAGAAUCAGAUCAGACCCCUUUGCUGUAUCAGGAUAAGACUACAAUCGAGAGCUUCUCAGGCCAGGCUGAUGUUGCUGAUCCUGGAAAACCAGUAGCAAACACUGAGUAUGGUAAAAACUCAUCACAGUAUGAAGCAAUGCCUGUAGAAGAGAAAGUUGUUACAUUAGAAACAAGUGAUUCUGAGAAGUCAAAAACCCCAUUCCCUGGCUUCUCGAAAGAAGAGGAAGAAGCUGAUCAGAUGUUAAUUUCUCCAAAGAAAGGAGACAACCAAUCCACUGCGAAGAAGACAACCAAGGUUUCAGCCAAGGAAGUCACAUCUUCUUCAACAAAAGGUAAAGGGAAGCGCAAGCCCAGGACUUCUCUCUUUGGCACCUGCAUGUGUUGUGCAACUGUGAUAAAUUAAACAGUUUGGAAUGCAUUUUUCAUGUUCCCAGUUUCAUUUCUUCUUUUAUUUAAUUUGUUUUGUUUGGUUGGGUUUACUUUUUCUUCGUUUUUCCAACUAAGUUUUCUAAAAUGGAGUUUUGGGAUUUAAUUUAUUGGAGAUGAAAUGAUAUUAGAGUGAAAUAACUUUGUAACUACGUUUUUUUCUUUAUUUCUUUGUGUAGUUUGUAUAGACUUUGACUGGCAUGGUGAUGUAAGUUUCUGUUGGUUGAGGGAGAGAAUUUGUAUGGUCUGGGAAGAUAAUUGAAAGUUAGGCAGCAUUUGCGGCCUUUGAUUGCAAUAUAUGCAUUUCAUAAAUGAUUCUUAAAUUUUUUUAUUUUAAUUCCACUUUUGUUCCUAACUUAUGAAUUAUUCUAUUUGGGUCAUUAACUUUUAAAGUGAUCUCAUUUUGAUGGCAUAUUUUUGCAUUAAACAAGAGAAAAAUAACUCUAGUAUUGGUUUAUUUGUCUUAUUCUAGGUUGGUU